Messenger RNA from Sorex araneus (European shrew), 6377 nucleotides. RefSeq names its product extra spindle pole bodies like 1, separase (gene ESPL1). Gene Ontology annotation, cellular component: nucleus; cytoplasm; centrosome. NCBI's taxonomy places the organism in Eukaryota, Metazoa, Chordata, Mammalia, Eulipotyphla, Soricidae. Gene Ontology annotation, molecular function: cysteine-type endopeptidase activity. Gene Ontology annotation, biological process: proteolysis; meiotic chromosome separation. The coding region runs from base 37 to 6369 and encodes 2110 amino acids. The record is from RefSeq and is a predicted model, not a curated record. The transcript is spliced from 31 exons.
GCCUGGCGCGGGCCUGCGGGGCCUCUCGGCGCCGCCAUGAGGAGCUUCAAGGGCGUCGACUUCGCGACUCUGCUGCGGAGCCCGGAGGAGGCGCGCGGCGUCCUGCGGGACCUGAAGGAGUACCUCUCCAAGGCUCCAACGGGUUCUUCAAGCAACCGUUCUGAUGCUGAGAAGAGACAAGUUUGUGAUGCCGUCCUGAGGGCUUGCAACCAGCAGCUGACUGCCAAGCUGGCCUGCCCGGAGCACCUGUGGAGCCUGCUGGAGCUGGCUGAGCUGGCUUGCAAAGGCUACUUGGGAUCCCACCCCCAGCGCCCUGCCCUCUACCUGGAGCGAAUUCUUAUCGUCUUUCUGCAGAACCUUGCCACCCAGGAAGUCCCAGAGGCCACACUGCGCCUCGCACAGACCCUGCACUCCUGCUUGCUGCAGAGUUCCCGGCCGGUGGCCCCCCAGGACUACGACGCCGUGGCGCGGGGCAGCUUCUCCGUGGUGUGGAAGGCGGCCAAAGGCCUGGUGGAGCGGCGCGCUGCGUUCUCGGCUCGACUGAAGGCCUUGAGCUUUCUGGUUCUCUUGGAGGAUGAGAGCCCCCCGUGCGAGCUGCCCCACUUUGCUUCCCUGACGGCCUGCCGAGCAGUGGCUGCCUACCACCUGUUUGAUGCCAGCGGGCCCGGCCUGAGCGAAGACGAUGCCGAUUUCCUAGGGGACCAGCUCUCGGAGCAGUUGAUCCGAGUCCUGGUGCCUGCGGGGGCGCCUUCUCCUGGUCCUCUCUCUCCCCGGCGGGCCCUCUGUCUCACGGAGCUCACGCUGGAGCACUGCCGCCGCCUCUGCUGGGGCACCCGUCACGCCAAGGCCCUCGCGGUGGUGGAGAAGGCCCGGGAGCAUCUCGAAAGCACCGAGCUGGGCCCCAGCCUCCAGCUCUGCCAGCUGGGGGUCGAGCUGCUGCAAGUCGGAGAGGCAGGGUCCCCGGCAGUGGCUGCGCUUCUGAACCGGGCGACAGCUGUCCUGAGCGACAGUCUGAAGGCCCCGUCACCCCCACUGCGGGCGCUGUGCGAAAGCUGCCAGUUCUUCCUCUCCGGCCUGGAGUCAGGCGCCAAGAAGCGCUACAGGCCUGAUGCUCUUCUCGGCCUCUUCGCUUUCCUCGGCCCCUACGGCUCCCUCAUCCGGCGGCUGAAGGAAGGGGUGAGUAAAGCACCCACGAAGCAGCAUCAGUCUCUGGGGCAGAUACAUUUUCAGGGACUUCACCUCUACACCAUGCUGGUGCACGACUUUGUCCAGGGCUGUGAGGCAGCAGACUUGGCUGUCGUGGCUCAACUCAUGGAGAGCAGCAAGGCGACCGUCGAGUGGCUGCUGGAGAUGUUACAAGGCCUGUCAGGCCGGGAGCUGACCGACUGCCUGGGGACAACCGCCUUCUACAUCAGCAACUUGGCCUACAGUUUCUAUAGUCACAAGCUCUACGCUGAGGCCUGUACUGUCUUAGAGCCCUUGUGCCAGUACCUGGGUUCGGCGAAGCUGGGCACCUCCUCCAAGAUGUCUCCAGAGAAGCUGCACAGGUGCUUCCGGCUGCACGUGGACAGCCUGAGGAAACUGGGCAGACAGGCCCAGGGCUGCAAGGUGGUGACGCAGUGGCUGGAGGCGCUGCAGUCCUGUGGCCCUGAGCACAUGGCCGAGGCGGUCACCUUCUGGGUCCUGGUGAAGAUGGACGCGGCCAAGGCAGGAGACAAGGAGCUGCAGCUGAAGACGCUGCGAGACAGCCUGCCCGACUGGGCCCCAGACACACUGGCCCUCCUGCUGCGGGAGGAGCUGCAGGCCUACAAGACGGUGCGGGCGGACACUGGGCAGGAACGGUUCAACGUCAUCUGCGACCUGCUGGAGCUGACCGAGGAGACGCCCGCGGGCGCGUGGGCACAGGCCACCUACCUGGUGGAGCUGGCCCAGGUGCUGUGCUACCACGACUUCGCUCAGCAGACCAACUGCUCUGCUCUGGAGGCUGUCAACAAAGCCCUGAAGCUCCUGGAGGAGGUGCAGCCCGAGGCCCAGACGCAGGCCCGGCUUUGGGACGAUAAGGCGCAGGCCCUGCUGUGGCUCCACAUCUGCACCCUGGAGGCCAACCUGCAGGAAGGCAUCGAGCGGGAUCGGCGAGCCCAGGCCCCGCGGAACCUGGAGGAGUACGAAGUCAAUGACCUCAACUAUGAGGACAAACUCCAGGAAGAUCACUCGCUGCACGGCAGCAUCGCCUUCAACCUGGCUGCAGAGGCUGCUCAGUCCAAGUGCCUGGACCAGGCCCUGGCUCUGUGGAAGCAGGUGCUGACGCAGGAGCAGGCCCCGGCCGUGCGGAGCCUCCAGCAGACGGCCGCCUCGCUGCAGAUCCUGGCCACCCUCUACCAGCUAGCGGCCAAGCCCCUGCAGGCCCUGGAGGGCUUUCAGCUUGUUCGGAUGGUCGCCCAGAGACUGGAGGACCACGGCAAGGCGGCCAGCUCCUGCUGCCACAUCACCCGGCUCCUCCUGGCGCUGGGCUGUCCUAGCUACGCACAGUUGUACCUCGAAGAGGCCAAAUGCAGCCUGAAGCGCCUGGACCACGGCGCGGACACGUACCUGCUCCUCUCCCUGACCCACGACCUGCUGCAGAGCGAGCUGCACUGCCUUCACCAGAAGGUGGAUGAGGGUGCGUCCCUCUUGCUGUCUGUGCUUCAGAAGCCCGCCCUCCAGAAGGCGUCCAAGGCCUGGUACUUGCUGCGCGUCCAGGCGCUGCAGCUGGUGGCCGUCUACCUCAGCCUCCCUGCCGACAGCCUCGCCAGCUCUCUGGGCCAGCAGCUCAGCACGCAAGGCUGGCAGAGCCCCGAAAUAGCGCUCAACGUUUCUCAUAAGCUCCUUCGAAGCAUCCUCCUCCUCCUCCUCGGCUGUGAUGUGCUCUCUGUUCCAAAGGCAGCCGUGGAGACGCCGUUUCUGGACUACGGUGAAAACAUAGUACAGAAAUGGCAGGUUCUUACGGAGGUGCUGAGCUGCUCGGAGAAGCUCGUGACCCGCCUCGGCCGCCUGGGCAGUGUGACCGAAGCCAAGGCCUUCUGCUUGCAGGCCUUGAAGCUUACCGUGAAGCUGCAGAUCCCGAGGCAGUGUGCCCUGUUCCUGGUGCUGAAUGGGGAGCUGGAGCUGGCCCGCAGCGACGCCGACCUCUGCCAGGCAGACCUGCAGCAGGUGCUGUUCUUGCUCGAGUCUUGCACAGAGUUUGGCGGGGCUGCCCAGCAGCCUGACGCUGCCAAGGAAAUCCAGCUGCAGAAGGGGAGGCCGAAGCCUCGAGACCCGCAGCCCCCAGAGCCCGCGGAAGAGGAGCUGUUCCUCAUAGGCCCCGACCUGGAGCUGGUGGCCACCGUGGCCCCAGAGCCCGGCCCCCAGGCACCGUCCUCGAACUCCUCCCCGGUCCUGAAAAGGAAGCCCCCGCCCAGCCCCCGCUUCCUGAGCCACGUGCCCACCUGUGACUGCCGGCUCUGUGCCAGCCCCGCGCUCUCCGCCGUCUGCCUGCGCUGGGCCCUGGCCACGGCGCGGCUGAGGCUGGUCCUGGGGCAGGAGGCCCAGGGGCUGGAGCUGCUGCAGUUUGUGCUGAAGGGCUGCCCCGCUGCCGCCAAGCGCCUGGCCCGGGCCGUGCGGGCGUCCCUGCGCCCCAGCCCCCCGCCCCCCGCGGCCCCGCGCCUCUUCAGCGAGCUCAUGGCGGAGGCGUACACACAGCUGGCGCUGCAGGGGCUGAGCCGGCCCUGCAGCAAGGGCCUGGGAGGAGUCCUAGAGGCCGGCCUGAAGUUCGUGACAGCCUGGAAGCCCCACCUGGAGCUCUGGCGCGCCAACCUGCUCCUGAUCCAGGCGCUCUCGAGGCUGGCUGGCCACAGCUGCUGCACGGCCCAGCUCUUUGCCAGCUCCUGGGGCUGGCAGCCCCCCUCCGUGAAGAGUUCCCCAAGCUCAGAAUCCAAGUCUCGGAGCCAAAAGCACGCUGGACGAGGGCGCCCAGGGGCACCCGCUGCUUCCCAGCCCUCCGGUAAUGCCUUUCUGAAAUUUCUGAAGACUGGAGGGACACCCAGUACCCCGAAGCCCCCGAGCUGGGUCAGCCAGAAUGGCCCUCGGGUUCCUUUCACGGUGUUUGAGGAAGUCUCGCCCACCAAGUGCAAGCAAGCGGUCCCCAAGGCCCCCCGGAUCCACCAGAAGGCCCAGACGCGCCUCAAGGUGAACUUCAGCGAUGACAGUGACUUGGAUGACCCCGUGUCCGGUGACACACAGCUCACAGAGGGGCCCAGGACUCGGAGCACUGCUUGUCGGGGCCGGGGGCGGGGCCGGGGCCGGGGCCGGGCCAGGAAGAGUCCAGGCUUGAAGACAGAUGUCACUGUGGCCCCAGGGAGUGCCCCCAGGCACCCCGGCCCCAGUGGCAGAAGCCGGAGGACCAAGAAGGUGGCCUGGGAGCCCUGUGAAGCAGAGAGCCAGGAGACCGCAAGGACUGUUCCCGAGGAGGAGCUGCCCUGCAGCCAGGCGGAAAGGAGCUUCGAGACCCUGAGGAGCUCCGACGGAGAGAACUCUGCCUCGGGUGCAAAAGGCCCAGCCCCAGGGCCCGAUGCAGCCAUCGGGGAACACGAGGUGCUGAGACGGGACCCCAGCCAAGAGGAGCUGCCGGUCCCGUGCCCAGACAAGGACGGAGACAAGGAAGGGCGCGCCCGACUCCCCUCGGCCCCUGUGGCCAUCGGUCUGUCCACCUUGGACUCCGUCUACGACUCCCUCAGCGUCGCCUUCCGCGGAGUGAGCCACUGCCCUCCAAGCAGUCUCUAUGCCCACCUCUGCCGCCUCCUGGCCUUGUGUCUGGGCCACCGGGACCCCUACGCCACUGCCUGCCUGGUCACCGAGUCUGUGUCCAUCACCUGCCGCCACCAGCUGCUCACCCACCUCCACCGGCAGCUCAGCAAGGUCCAGAAGCGCCAAGGAUCGCUGGACGUGGUGGACCACCUGCAGGGCCUCAGCCUCCAGGAGCGGCUGGGCGAUGGCCCCCUGACCCGCCUCCAGCGCCUCUUCUCCUUCAGGCAUGCGGGGACCGGCCUCUUCCCCCAGCCCGAGAAGGAGAGUUUCCAGGAGCUCCUGGCUCUGCUGCCCGCCGGAGUGAUCGUGUGCGUGUUGGCCCUGGCCAGUCUUCAGCCUGGAACUGUGGGUGACACUCUCUUGCUGACCCGGCUAGAGAAAGACACCCCCCCGGUCACCGUGCAGAUCCCCACGGCUCAGAGCAAGCUCUCCCUGAGCUCGGCCCUGAGGGAGUUCGACAGCAUUCAGAAGGAGCAGAAGACGAACAGCAGCUGCACCGACAAGAAGGAAUGGUGGACGAGACGGCUGGAGCUGGACCGGAGGAUGCAGCUCCUCACCGCCUCCCUGGAGAAGCAUGUCCUGGGCUGCUGGCGGGGGCUGCUGCUGCCUUCCAGCGACGACCCUGGCCUUGCCCGGGAGGCCUCCCGCCUGCAGGAGCUGCUGCAGGGGUGCGGCUGGAGGUACCCGGACCCCACUCUGCUGAAAAUCCUGCUCAGUGGCGCCAGCACCCUCACCCCUCGGGACGUGCAGAGCCUGGCCCAAGGCCUGUGCCCAGCCCGGCCAGAGUGUGCCCAGGAGCUCCUGAACGAGGCCUUGGGCCGUGUGCAGGGCCAGAAGAAACCGAGUAACAGGCACCUCGUCUUGGUGCUAGACAAGGACCUGCAGAAGCUGCCCUGGGAGAGCACGCCCGGCCUCCGCACGCUGCCCGUCACGCGGCUGCCCUCCCUCCGCUUUCUGCUCAGCUACUCCGUCCUCAAAGAGUCUGGGGCCUCGUCCGUGCUGAGCCGCGGGGUGGACCCGCGCAACACCUUCUACGUCCUCAACCCCCACAAGAACCUAGCGCGCACCGAGGAGAAGUUUCGAGACUACUUCAGCAGUGAGGCUGGCUGGAACGGCGUGGUCGGGGAGGUGCCGAACACGGAGCAGGUGCAGGCGGCUCUGACGGAACACGACCUGUACAUCUACGCAGGCCACGGGGCUGGCGCCCGCUUCCUGGACGGACAGGCUGUCCUGCAGCUGAGCUGCCGGGCUGUGGCCCUGGUGUUCGGCUGCAGCAGCGCAGCGCUGGCUGUACACGGGAACCUGGAGGGCGUCGGCAUCGUGCUCAAGUACAUCAUGGCUGGGUGCCCGCUGUUUGUCGGGAACCUCUGGGACGUGACUGACCGGGACAUUGACCGCUACACGGAGGCCCUGCUGCAGGGCUGGCUGGGAGCCGGCUCGGGAGCCUCCCUCCUGCACUACGUCAGCCAGGCCCGGCAGGCUCCUCGGCUCAAGUACCUCAUCGGGGCCUCACCUGUUGCCUACGGCCUGCCUGUGUCCCUGCGGUGACGCCUCAG